AUGGAUUUUGACCGGGUCCUUUCAAAUGACAUUUGUUCGCCACAACUCGAGGAUGACACGGUCAAAUAUGAUGCUGGAAGCAAGCACGGCAUAAAAGCGUUGAUGGUGAUGGACGACUUGAGAAAACGCCAACAGCUCUGUGACGUGACAAUCUGUGUUGGAAGCAAGAAGAUCCACGCACAUCGUUUAGUUCUAGCGUCGUUUAGCUCAUAUUUUCAAGCCAUGUUCACUGGAGGAAUGAUGGAAAGUCGGGAAGAAAUGGUAACCUUGAAAGAUGUCGACUGCAAGACCGUUGAACUGCUUAUAGAUUUUGCUUACACGGGGAAACUCGAUAUAUCGAUCGAUACAGUUCAGUCACUCCUUUACACUUCUUCUUUGUUACAACUCACCGCAAUUCAGAAGGCUUGUUCUGACUUUCUAGAACAUCAACUACAUCCAUCCAAUUGUCUGGGAAUUCGUUCUUUCGCAGAUGCGCACUCUUGUACUGGUCUGCUUCAAGCUUCGGAGAAAUACAUCUACGAACAUUUUAAUGAUGUUGUAAAGAAUGACGAAUUUUUACUUCUUCCCCGCGAUGAACUAGCGGCGUUGUUGACUUGCGAAGAACUAAAUGUUGAUUCUGAAGAGGAUGUUUAUAAUGCUCUUAUUUCCUGGGCUAGGCAGGAUGUAGACGAGAGACAAUCCUUCCUAGCUGAGCUUCUUGGCAUAAUUCGCCUACCGUCAUUAUCUCCUCAUUUUCUAGUUGACCGGGUAGAAAAAGAAGAACUUAUCCGCCAAGACAUUGCAUGUAGAAAUCUCUUGGAUGAAGCCAAGAACUUUCAUAUGUUACCAGAAAGGCGGCGUAAGCUUGGAGGUCAAAAAUCUCGACCUAGGCGCUCCACCUUUGGCAAACUGUUUAGUGUUUGUGGAAUGGAUUCAACAGGACACCCAGUGAGGACUGUGGAACAGUACGACUUCCACAGCCGUAAAGUAAAGAACCUCUGUCCACUCAACACUCCACGAAGUGGGGUGGGUGUUGCAGUACUUAAUGGAAAGCUUUAUGCAGUUGGAGGACACGAUGGGACGAGAUACCUCAGCAGGUGUGAAGACCCUUAAAUUAUGUACCUGUGAAUGUUAAGCCCUAGGGUGGUUGAAGGGUUAUUUCCUUGAUUGUUAUUGGAGUAUCAUAUAUAACACUCAUGCAAGCUGCCAUUAACCUUUCCACAUUUUGUUAUUGGCCGGUUAACAUGUACCCUAAGAAAGAGAACCUUAAAAAGUCAGCUAAGUUUCCAAGUUUGAGAUUCGUGGGUUUAAAACUAAUGAAGACAAUACUUUUUCUCCAAUGUUCAUCACCAAAAUUGAUUAUAUAAUUUAUAGGCAUUUGUUAUCAUUUGCAUCUGUCCCCACCCAUGUUACAGUAGAACCCCAGUGACUCAAACUCUGAAAGGAAAGAGAAAACAAUAUUUGAGUUAGUGAGGGUUUGAGUUAAGUUACUGAUUUUUCGGCACUCAGUGUGUAAAGUGCAGUGCAAAUGUAACUUAUUUCAUUAGAAAUGGUAACAUGAUUAGCCCUUUUUCUUGAUAAAUAGUGAUCUGUUUGUCGCCCCAAUUAAAACCAAAUUGAUGUAGUGUUGGCCAGUGUUAGUUUUAGUGUUUUUACUGAUUAUACAAAAAGAAGAGCUAAUGGGAUGGCAAUCAUGUGGAGUUAAAUGUACUACAUGUAGAACCAGAAUUCGAGUUAUCGGGGUAAAUUUCAGUGAAUUUUUCAAGUUAGUAGGGAAUUCGCAUUAACCGGGUUCCAAGUAACCUAGUAAAAAUGACUGAAAAGUGGGGUAAAAUCCAAGGGAAACUGGACUUAGUUGAAGUUAGUGGGGAGUUCGAGUUAUCUGAGUUUGAGUUAUCAGGGCUCUACUGUAUAUCUUGACUUGUUGAAUAUCUAAGUGAUACAAAUAUCAUUCCCAAACAUGGCAACAUUACUCAUUUUAAGGUGCUCUCUCCAGUAGUGUCAGUGGAUACGUGCCAUAAACUGAUCCAUAUUAAAAUUUGAAAAAGAUGAUGUACACUGUAAGGGUCUGAUGGCACCAACUUUAGUUUUUUUUUAUUCAGAUAUUAUUAAUGUUUGAAAGGAAUCAUCUUUUUUUUCACUGAACCCAGUGUUGAAUGCUAUGAUGUCACCACAAAAGAAUGGAAGUUUGUUGCUUCCAUGAAUCAUGCACGUCGAUAUGUUGCUGCUGCAGCUUUAGGAGGCUUACUGUAUGCUGUUGGAGGAUAUGAUGGCAUUUCAGUACUUGAUUCUGUAGAAGUGUAUGAUCCAAAACUUGAUCAGUGGAAGCGGGUGGAAAGCAUGUCAAAUGCUCGCAGGCAUGUGGCUGUUGGUGUCUUAGAAAAUGAUGAGAAUGAUGGUUCUGGGCCAGGUAAUUUAAAAAAUAAUACCAUAUUUCCUCAAAUAAGUGCCCAUGCACUAAUCAGGCCCUCCUCCGAUUAACCACCUACACCCUAGGCCAAAAUAUCAAACAAGUGCCCCCCCCCUCAAAUAACUGCCCCCUUCCCCUCCCCCUUCACUUUUUUUAACAGUGCAGAUACAAGGAAAACCUAUUUCUAUUGCCACUGUAUUCUUGAUAACUCUGUCUGUAAACCAUACAAUGGAACUAAUAGGUACGCUUGAUCACCAAUAGUCAGAGAACUUUAUAAGUACCCCCCUCGAUUAAGGGCCCUCCUUCUAAUAAGCACCCAUCCUUUUAGCUGAAAUUUUAAGUAAGUGCCUGGGCGUAUUCAAGGAAAUCUGGUAAUCAUUGUUAAAAUACGUUUGUAUUGCUACCUGAUAGUGUUGAUGGAGCUAGGUGUUUUCUUAGGGAAGUACUAGAGCAGUGAACCUCUACCAUUUUUUUAGCCCUCAACUUUGACUAUGGAAGUGGUCUGAAGAGCUAAUCUUGAGCCCCGCUUUAUCCAUUUGUUUUGGCAAUCUUGGUCAUGGCUAACGACACUUUCACUAUUACAAUGUAAACAUUUUCCCCAACCCUCUUUGGAUUUGAUAAAUGUUAUUUUGCUUCGGACAUUUUCCAUCUCCUCCUUACUUAUUCAUGUAUUCUAUGCUUGAGUGGAAACAUUAAAUUUUAUUUUAGCUAUCUGAAAUGUGUCUCUUUCUCCCGCAGUUCUUUUAAACAAGCAAAAACUUGUAUCUUAACCUAAUGAAUGCAAAAUAAUUUUGAAAAGAGAGCAAAUAAAGUUACAGUAAGUUAUGCCAUAAAUUUUAAGAAAGUUUAACAUGUUAUGGUGUCAAACCUGACACAAUCAUUGCAUGGUAACCUUUUAUUCAUCUAUGAAACUGACCAUUACUUGUUUUCCAUGAUAACAGGUUUUUGUUUUAUAUCGUAACACACUGAAGCAUUGCUGUAACUGACUAAUAUACAGUGUACAUGCUAAAAAUAGUGGAAACUGGGAGAACAACUCUUAAAAGUGUAGAGUAUUAAAUGCGGUUGUUUUUACAAAUAGUGCCAAUGGUACUUCAGCUAUUAAUAAGCAGAUUUCUUUUUCUCCCUCUUUAAUAAUAAUAAUGAUAAUGAUAUUAACAAUGAUGUCUUUUUUCAUCUGAUAAAAAUACAUAUCAAAAGUUACUAUCGUGGAGACUAAGUUAUUAAAAUAAUAACAAGCGCUUACAAUUUCAAAAGUAACAUAAUAAACAUAAGGUAAGUUAGAUUGCUAAUUUAUACUCAAAAAUUGUUGUGACUUGUAUAUUGUUAGGAUAUCUGUAUGCUGUUGGUGGCCAUGAUGGGAUCAUCUAUUUAAAGACAGUUGAAAGGUACAACCCUGUCAUUAAUGAGUGGACUUAUGUUGCAUCCAUGGGAGCACGGAGAGGUGGAGUGGGUGUGGCCACCGUUGGGGGUUGCUUAUAUGCUACAGGUGGAUAUGAUGGCACUUCCAACCUCAGUACUUCAGGUAUGUCAUGACUCCUCAGCCAUUCUAUGACACUGUAUUCUAGUUUAAACCUGGGCUGGGUUGUUCAAAGCUUGGAUAUGAUAACCCAGGGUUUGUGUGAAACUUAAAUUCAGAUAUGAAAGCUUAAAAAACAAACUCAGUUUAAUUCUCUCUGACUACAAUUUGAUGAUUGGAUGCUCUAAAAUAAAUAGAGAAAGUUAGCAAAGAAAACGCCUCUGAUUAAGAGAAAAAAAAACCCAGCUUAAUCCCUGGUUAACACAAAUUGUCCUUCAAACAACUGGGCCCUGGGGAAUAAAAUAAAGUCAUUCAAAGUCAGAUGUUAUUUGUAUCCGGCUCUGGCCGUUUAUUUGUAAGAGUCAUUGAUACUUAACUUUAGGGUAGGACCAGCAAUCCAAAGAUGAUGCCACAGAUGGCCCUUGUAUACCUUCUUUUAAAGAAUGUUUUGAGUUGUUAUAACGUUCCAAUCAAUAUUUGGCUCCAGUUCCAACUGUUUGACUUAUAAGAGACAAGCUUCAAAGAUAACUGUUAGAAGAUCUGGGAAAUAAAAUGGUGAUGACUAUAAAAAAGUCCCACAGCCAUCUGAUAUAAUCCUUGGAUAUUUUGUCUCUCAAUUUAUUAUUAUUCACUGCACUGUCGUAAAUCGCGUGUUUACAUAUGUAAUCAAACCUCAUAUCGCAUAUAGAAUUUGAUUGUUAAGUGACCGGAAAGAGAUAGGCAUCGAAUCUGCCAAAUCAAAGGAAACAUAAAACGAAUCGCUUUAUCUUUCGUUGAAAAAUUAUCAGGAGUUGUGUUGUAAUAAAACCGGGGAUGCUGUGAGUGAAGAAUAUAUGUUUAAAACCUUACAUCGUGAGUGAGUGAUUUAGGACCGUUUAGCGCGAGUUUAUCGGGACAACAGUGUGUUGCAAGCAAAUAUCCCAUUCCCAACACAAAGUGGCACCUCCGACGGGACUGAACAGAGGGAAAACAAACAGAUCUGACGCCGGGAUUUUACAAUGGAGAAACUUACCACGGAUCUAGACACACAACUACAAUUGCUCAACUUCACAAGGGAUAAGAGUGAAGGAAUCACCGCAAAGGGAAAUGUGGAAGCUGUGGACCGCCAACUUCAGUCCUUGAGAUCUAUCGUAACGAAGGUGGAAGAUUUUAAGCUUCAAAUCGAGCAAGCGAAAAUCGCGAACGGAGAGAAACUUGAAGACGUGUCAGAAUGGAGCCUCACAGUUGAAGCCGCCCAAACAUCUGCUGAUGAGAACAUCGCGUACUUGCGGAAAUGGUUAACAGAAUACAAGCAAAGAGAACGCCUUUCGGAAAAUGAGGGUCAACAAGCCUUUCUGGAGCAGUCAAGAAAGGAUCAGCUUGAGUUUGAACGAACGCAACUGGAGAUGAGGCUGACAUAUGAGAAGAAGAUCGAGGAGACAAAAGCAAACCAUUCGAAGACCACGGAGCCGACCUCAAAUCAAGCAGCGAAGACCGCCAAACUUCCUAAGCUCGUCAUUACAAAGUUUAGAGGUGAACUAACGGAUUGGCCACGGUUCUGGAGUCAAUUUGAAACCGAGAUUGACAAGGCAGAAAUAGCUGGCGUGACAAAGUACUCAUACCUAAAGGAACUCGUAGACCCGAAGAUACGAGCGGAAAUAGACGGUUUGCCCUUCUCAGUAGAGGGAUACGAGCGUGCGAAGAACAUCCUGGCAAGGAAGUAUGGACAAACAAGCGAGGUCGUGAACGCGUACGUGGAAAACAUCAUGUCUUUGCCUACAAUUGGAGGAACACAGCCAGCCAGAAUCCAUGAUUUCUACGAGAAGCUUCUUUUCAAUGUGCAAUCAUUGGAAACAAUGGGAAAACUGCGAGAGGUGAAUGGAUACGUGCGGAUGACUAUUGACAAGCUGCCGGGGAUAAGAGGGAUCUUGUGCGAACAGACGAUUCUUGGCGAGAGUGGAAUUUUCCAAGGUUAGUGGAUGAGCUUCGAAAAUGGACAGAAAGAAACCCGAUCCAAUCCAAGCAAAGCGAUAAGCCCUGGCGUGUCGACAAACCCUGGCGUGACAAGAAUUUCCAAGUCCAACAGCAGAGAGAUGGCAAAAAUCGGGGAUGCGUUUAUUGCGAAAGCCAAGAUCACAGAUCGGUCGACUGCAAAACGGUAGCCAGCCUCGACGAUCGCAAAAGGAUGCUUAGCAACAAACGCCUUUGUUUCAAUUGCACCGGAGGCAAACACAGGGCUGAAGAUUGCAAAAGCCGUUCCAUGUGCCAGAUUUGUAAGAGAAGGCAUCACACGUCCAUCUGCAACAGCGUCAGUAACCAGUUAAUGACAGCGACUUCAACGCAAAGACCAACUGUGAUCUAUCCAGUCGUCGUAGUGGAAGUGAUGGGAGUUAAGUGUCGUGCGUUACUAGACACCGGCGCCGGAAGUUCCUACGCUUCAGCAGCGUUACUUGAUCACAUAAAGAUUCGCCCUCAUCAACGAGAAGUACGACAGAUCGAAAUGAUGAUGGGAGUAGUCACUAAGCCGGUGGAAAUCUUCAAAGUGCAAAUAAGUUCACUGCAGAGCGAUUUCAUCCUUGAAACGGACGUGACUAAGGUGAAUAAGGCACAGCUUUUAUCCCUGGAAAACCCUCGCUACCAGCAAGUCCUGGAAAGGUACGACCACUUGAAGGGAGUGAAGAUGGACGAUAUGGACCCAAAGGAUUACCUUCCGGUGCACCUUAUCUUGGGAGUGUGUGACUAUACUAAGAUCAAGACUGUAACAGCACCUCUUAUUGGAGCCGCAAACGAGCCUAUUGCCGAGAAAACUAAGUUCGGAUGGACCAUUAUUUCACCGGGCAAAGAAGUGGAUCUGUCUCCCAUGUUCCUGACGCAGACAUCAACGGUAGAUUACGACAACUUGUGCAGACUGGACGUGCUUGGACUGGCAGAUUGUGCAACUGGUGACCAAGACGAGGUGUAUUCAGAGUUCAAAGAGCAACUAAGACGAGAUGAUGAGGGUUGGUACGAAACUAGCCUACCAUGGAAAGGGAACCACGCACCUUUACCAACCAACGAAGCAGGAAGUCUUCGCAGAUUAACAGGCCUCGUAAAGAAGCUGCGUGGCCAAGGAAUGAUAGAACGUUACGAUCAAGUAAUCCAAGACCAAAUCAAGACCGGGAUAGUCGAGAGAGUUAGCACACCCGCAACUGGGCAGCACGAAUUCUACAUUCCUCACAAGGCAGUGGUACGCGACACAGCAGAAACCACUAAGCUUCGAGUGGUCUAUGACGCGUCAGCACGGGCCUACUCUGGUGCACCCUCGUUAAAUGAGUGUCUGAAUCCUGGACCACCUCUUCAAAACAAACUCUGGAGUGUCCUAGUUCGUUCUCGAUUUCAUCCAAUAGCAGUCGCAGGAGACAUUAAGCAAGCUUUCCUUCAAGUACGAAUCAAGGAGCCAGACCGUGAUGCGCUGCGAUUUCAUUGGUUAAAGGACCCAAGCAGUCAAACAGUGGAGACGUUGAGGUUUACAAGAGCCCUCUUCGGUCUCACAUCAUCGCCAUUCCUCCUGGGAGGCGUGAUCCAGCACCUGUUGGAGAGUUGCAGACAAGACCACCCGGACAUUGUCAGCGAGAUAGAACGCAGCUUAUACGUCGACGACCUCAUCAGUGGUGGCCCUACCUGUGAAAAGGCAAAGGAAAUCAAAUCAGCUUCUCAGGAAGUAUUCGCCAAGGGCACCUUCGAGUUGCAUAAAUGGCAUUCGAAUGUGAGAGAGUUGGAAUCGGCCGCCUCUGAACCAGCCGCUUCUGAACCAGUCUCGAUUGAGGAAGAAACGUAUGCAAAGGAGCAGUUAAACGUCCCCAGAAGAGAAGGAGCUACCCUGCUUGGUUUGCCAUGGGACAAAGCAAACGAUACCAUCGGAGUAAGUUUUCCACAAGAAAAAAAGCUGAUCCCAGCAAGCGGGGAAUCUUAAGCAAAGUGGCACGGAUCUAUGACCCACUGGGAUUGGCCUCUCCUAUCUCAUUAGGCGGUAAGCUCCUCUACCGUGACGUGUGUGAUGCCAAGCUAAACUGGGAUUCAAAGCUACCAGGCGAUAUGAUGCAGAGUUGGAUACGAUGGGAGAAGCGACUUCCCGAGCAGCUUACAGUUCCGAGAUCUUUAGCAGCCCAUCAAGAGGACAUUCAGUCAAUAGAGUUGCACGCAUUUGGUGAUGCCAGUGGGAAGGGCGUGGCCGCGGCUGUGUAUGCUGUAGUCAAUCAAGAGUCGGGCUCAAAUCAAGGGCUCGUGGCAGCGAGAGCGAGACUCUCCAAAAGGGGACUGACGAUCCCUCGGCUAGAGUUGGUGUCCGGACAUAUGGCAGUGAAUCUCUUGGUAAACGUGGCCUCCGCCCUGGACGGAUUUCCCCUUACCGAAAAGUACUGCUGGCUCGAUAGCACCGUUGCCCUGCACUGGAUCAGAUCCCCAGGCACAUAUAAGCAGUUUGUGAGUAACAGAGUCGAGAAAAUACAAGCACAUUCAGGCGUGACUUGGCGGCACGUAGGGACCUUGGAGAACCCUGCUGACCUUGGAAGCCGUGGUGGAGAAGUGAAAACCAUCCCUCUUGGAGCAACGGGCCGAAGUGGUUGAAGAACAAAGCGAUCUGGCCUCCAGACAUUGUGACUAAGGCAUCAGAGGAAUCAAUGGCAGAAGUGAAAGCAACAAGAGAUGUUUUUGCUGUGGCGAUAGCAACUACAGAUGAGCUAGACAACCUUCUUGAGAAGUUUACCUACUGGAGGACAAUGAGAAUCUGUGCGUGGAUAAUGCGGUUCGUUCACAACGCUCGUUCAGAGAAGAUACAAAGACACGAAGGACCGCUGACAACUGAAGAAACUAACAAAGCGACAAUCUUCUGGGUGAAAAGAGUCCAGACCAGAGCCACAGCAGACAAGCAUUACGAAGAGGAUCGGUUGCAACUGAAUCUGCAACCUAACCAAGACGGCGUGUUAGAAUGUCGAGGCCGAAUACAAGGGCAUUAUCCGGUGUAUUUGCCCGAGAGUCAGCGCUUCACAGAGAAGCUCGUAACACAAGUACACCUUGGGACGCUCCACGGGGGAGUCGUCAGUACCAUGGCAAAGGUACGAGAGCUGUACUGGGUUCCGCGCCUUAGAAGAUUGACAAAAGGAAUCGUGAAGAGUUGCCACGGCUGUCGGCGGUUUCAAGCCCAAGCGUUCUCGUCCCCACCCCAAGGCGACCUGCCAAAGGAUCGGACAGAAGGUUCUUCACCCUUUCAAGUUGUUGGAGUGGAUUACGCGGGACCCAUUAAGUAUCGUAUAAGCAAGAACAGAGAGGGCAAGGCGUACAUCGUUCUGUACGCUUGCAGCCUGACCCCGAGCACCUUCCUUUAUGGUCAACCGAACAUGCUUCCAGAGUUAGAACCUCAUCACGUCCAGGAACACGACCUGCGGAAGAGAGCUAAAUAUUUGAGGAAGUGCAAGGAUACACUAUGGUCACGCUGGACAAGAGAGUACCUCCGCGGACUGAGAGAGAGACACCGGCUGAAGCACAAGGGAGACACGACCUAUCCAUCCAAGGGAGAAGUCGUCAUCAUCAAAUCAGAAGAGAAGAAUCGAGCACAGUGGAAGUUGGGAGUCGUAGAAGACCUAAUCACCGGCCGUGAUGGCGUGAUUCGUGGGGCAAAGCUGAAAACUGGAAAGUCACGCCUGGAGCGCCCAAUACAGCAUCUGUACCCUCUAGAGCUGAGUUGUGACAUGCCGAUGCAGAACCCACCGGAGCCGCUGAAUCCAAUGGCGCCAAUCUACAGGCCGCAAAGGGAUGCCGCAGCAGCAGCCAGAGUUCGUAUCCAGGAUAUGAACGAGGACGAACAAUGAACUGAACAAUGCAUAAAUUUAAGAACCCCAAGAACUAUGAACAUUACGAGUGAACUUUUAUAUUUUUUGAGCAUUUCAUGCCAGAUGGCACAUUGAUUUUAAAACUCUAAUAUUUGUUAUGUUAUGAUGCUGCUUGGUCAACAGACUGCAGUUCGAGACUCUUAAAUUCAACGACUGAUUUUCUAUCUGUUGAUUAAGUUCUGGACAUUUGCUCUCUCGAAGCAAAUGGGGGGAGGGUGUCGUAAAUCGCGUGUUUACAUAUGUAAUCAAACCUCAUAUCGCAUAUAGAAUUUGAUUGUUAAGUGACCGGAAAGAGAUAGGCAUCGAAUCUGCCAAAUCAAAGGAAACAUAAAACGAAUCGCUUUAUCUUUCGUUGAAAAAUUAUCAGGAGUUGUGUUGUAAUAAAACCGGGGAUGCUGUGAGUGAAGAAUAUAUGUUUAAAACCUUACAUCGUGAGUGAGUGAUUUAGGACCGUUUAGCGCGAGUUUAUCGGGACAACAGUGUGUUGCAAGCAAAUAUCCCAUUCCCAACAGCACAUACAUGUAGAGUAGGAAUUACAGUUGUACUAAUGAACUAAAAUCUGUUUUGUCUUCAUUUCAUAAGAGCGCUACUAUCCUGAAGAAGACAGAUGGGCUUUUGUGGCACCAAUGAGUGUUUGCCGUAGUGGACACGGCGUAGGAGUUGUUAAUGGGUGUCUGUAUGCUCUGGGAGGUCAUGAUGGGGUGUCAUACCGCAACAAAGUAGAAUUCUUUGACCCUCAAGUUGGUGAAUGGACUAGUGUUGGUCAGAUGGGAAUGUGUAAGGCUGUGGCUGGUGUAGCUGUUAUGAAGGAACACUGACAUUUGGAGCAUAUCAGUUUUGCAAGAGUUGGAGCGAUUUUCGUAUAACUUUGAAAUGAAAACGCGCGAACAGAACAGAAACAACAAAAGAACGGAAAUAGAGCGAUUUGAUUGGUUUAUCAAACAGAUACAAACGCGCGUGGCUUUUGGUUGGUUCUUUAGCGGGAAAACCAAGAGGCCAUGUUUUGAUCUUUUCAUCCAUUGGCUGAUAAAAGAAAUAACGAACACUUACCGAAACCAUUUUUCAAGGACAUACGAAAAUCGCUUUAUACCAAAAAAAAAAUGACGAAAAAACAAGGAGCAUUUACUUUUGUCCCUUCGCUAUUUCGAGGAUCCACUGAGCAUCAAUUUUGAUAGAAACGAGAUUUUCUACAAACUUAAAUCCAAAUCGUGUUGCUGGGGAAAAUCUUGCAUGGUGGGUACGGAUCCCUGAAAAAUUCCAAGACAGGAUACUAAAAAACGCUCCCUACCCUAGUGGCCCCUUCUUUCAUUCAUUCAACACUGGAAAUAACUAACCUGCAUAACAAGCGUUUCCGUUUUGUUUCGGAGCACAGAAAUACCGAGGAACGGGAAUUUCAGUUUUGGCCGCGCGAAAAAUGGAACGAGAGCCCCUCCCCUUUUACUUGCGCCAUUUUUCGUGCGGUCUUUGACUCUUGUUCCUCGUUCUUUGCGACGAAACCGCACGGAAACGCUUGCUACGCGACCGUAGGCUAGGUAACAACUGUCACUAGGAACUGAUUAUGUGCUGUCGAAUGAAACUUGCAAAAUGUGCAAUGACUUAAAAACUUGUUUGGACUUGUUGUCCAAGCAAAGGUGUCUCCGCCUUUCCUUGAAUGUAUGGUGGUCAAAGAAGAGAAAGGAAGUAACAUUGUAUUUUCUUUGCCGACGUCUCGAUUGAAUUCAUCAUUUGAUUGAAAAUAGCACUGCAAUGCUCAGUAGAGAGCAAAAGUAUUGAUCUCCGUCAGGAACAUGUAUGUAUCUGCCCUGUAGAUGUUAACCUUUUCCAAGAGUGUUAUAAGAUUGUGAUAGCUAUUGUAAAAGGUUUACGUGGCAAAAAUUUGAUAUUUUUUCGAGACACUUCUGAAGUCAUGCUCUAAAAGAAAAUGGAGAGUUCAUACUUAAUAAUAUUUAUUUGUGAAAACACUCUUAAGUCGACUAGAGUGAUGAUAAGAUAUUACCGUCUAUGUUAGACGCACGAUGAAUUUUGGCUUUUUGUUUUACAUUUUAAGCCGUUAUUACUAUUUAUGUUUUGUGUUGCACAACGC
Messenger RNA from Porites lobata, 11834 nucleotides. Lineage: Eukaryota; Metazoa; Cnidaria; Anthozoa; Scleractinia; Poritidae. The record is from the annotation of a GenBank genome assembly.